Messenger RNA from Fomitiporia mediterranea MF3/22, 501 nucleotides. RefSeq lists its product as uncharacterized. NCBI's taxonomy places the organism in Eukaryota, Fungi, Basidiomycota, Agaricomycetes, Hymenochaetales, Hymenochaetaceae. The record is from RefSeq and is a predicted model, not a curated record. Bases 1 to 501 code for a protein of 166 amino acids. The transcript is spliced from 3 exons.
AUGCGUUCCAACAUACUCUCCACCACUGCUCUUCUCGUCGCUAGUUUGUUUGCUGCUGUCCAUGCAGAUAUGGCCGUGCGUAUAUACCAAACCCUUGCCUAUUAUCCAUUGCAGAGUCUAACCAUCGUACUCUGCAGUGGAAUGUACUGUACACGAACGACAGUGACGGACGCUAUUACUUCCUUGAUUCAGACAACGGCAAGAUUGUGUGUCGAAGCAGUGAAAGCCAACCAUGAUAAGGGAAUGCGCUUCAGAUGGGGUGGAGAUGAUACUUUCGUCACCUGUCAAGCACAUUCGGAUCACAUGCUUGGGUUUGACACUGGUGCACAGGCGUUUAAGGCAGAUUUCGCUAAGUCGCACACCGAUGCACUAGUCUCCAUUCACUACGAUAAGGCGCCGCAGAAGGCUUAUAUAUGCCUUGGAGAUAACUGCAUUGGUGCUAAUGCUAGCCCGACGAAUCAACAUUAUCUGUGGUAUUUCGAAGCAGUUCCAGGAGCCUGA